Messenger RNA from Letharia columbiana, 1167 nucleotides. RefSeq lists its product as uncharacterized. Gene Ontology annotation, biological process: protein N-linked glycosylation. Bases 1 to 1167 code for a protein of 388 amino acids. Gene Ontology annotation, molecular function: dolichyl pyrophosphate Man9GlcNAc2 alpha-1,3-glucosyltransferase activity. Gene Ontology annotation, cellular component: endoplasmic reticulum membrane. The transcript is spliced from 2 exons. Lineage: Eukaryota; Fungi; Ascomycota; Lecanoromycetes; Lecanorales; Parmeliaceae. The record is from RefSeq and is a predicted model, not a curated record.
AUGUUUGCCUACCUCAUUGGCGUCUGUCUUCUUCCCAAGCUACACAUUGGCCGCUUCAUAGGAAUAGCCAUCGUCACUAUACUUUCUUUCGCCCUGAUGUUUGCCCCCUUACUCCUCGGCUCUCUCUACGAUAAUUACAAAGGGAUCCCGCCACCGCUUGACAUUACAGAUCGAGAGGUGAACCCUAUCUUCUUGCAAAUCUUGCCAUACAUCGGCUCCAACUCCUACCUUUACUCGCUUCUAUCACAACUCACACAAAGUAUCCACCGCAUCUUUCCCUUCGCCCGCGGCCUCUUCGAGGACAAGGUCGCCAAUGUUUGGUGCGCCAUGCAUACGCUUCACAAGCUCAACACGUAUUCCAUCCCGCUUCUACAGCGCGUCUCGCUACUAGCCACUAUCAUCGCCAUUCUACCCGCCUGCAUGACAAUCUCUACCUCACCCAGAAAGGAACUGAUACCAUGGGCCUUAGCUAGCAGUGCGUGGGGCUUCUUCUUGUGCUCGUUUCAGGUCCAUGAGAAAAGUGUGCUGCUACCUUUGCUACCGAUGACAAUGAUGCUUGGUGGAGAUGGUGGUCUGGGUGUCGAGAUGAGAGCAUGGGUCGGAUGGGCGAAUAUGCUUGCUGUAUGGACGCUUUUUCCGCUGCUGAAGAGGGACGAAUUGAGGAUCCCAUACUUCGUGCUCUCACUGUUAUGGGCAUAUUUGAUGGGAUUACCGCCCACCAGCCUAGAUCUGUACCUUGGGAAACAGGCAAGGAAGGGCGGUAUCCGUAUGUCAACAAGCACUGUGCACCUCGGCUUCUAUGCAACGAUGGUUGGAUGGCACCUUGCCGAGGCUUUUAUCGAAACUCCCAAUGGGAAACCGGAUUUGUGGGUCGUGCUGAAUGUAAUGAUCGGAGCGGCGGGAUUUGGCAUCUGCUAUGUCUGGUGCACGUGGCAGCUAUUGCUACGAAGCGGGAUUCUGCAGGAAUGGUUUGACUUUCGGACCGAGAUGGGGAAGGAGGGUAAAAAGGAUGAGAAGAAGCGGGCGUCAACUCCAACGCCGCAUGGGAGCAAGACGAAAAGUUUGAGGAGUGGCAAGACGCCGAAAAAGUCCCGUUGGAGGGGAGGGGAGGAGAGUGGGAGGCGCGAAUACCUUGACUUUGGCGGCGGCUGCGCCGGCUGGUUUUAG